AUGACGCUUGUACUGGAAAAUGGAUCACUUUUCCGACAGGGAUUUUGCUCUCCUGACAGGGGUCACUUAGGUUCAACAAAAGACAACAUGCGCUUAGCGUUUAUGACCCGGCAUGGGUGUAAUCUACGCAAAGCUAUCUCUCUAUCCUUUUGGUUCGAUCAUUGUUGGCCAGUCUCCCGCAAGUAUUGGUUCUCUCUGUUGUUCAUCACCGUGAUCUGCGCCAAGAUUCUUCAUAUCUACUCACAUCUGAACUCUUUACCUCUCGGACAAUUGAUGAUCUGGGGCCCGACAUUCUUUUUACAAGAUGUAGUGUGUAUCUUGUUCACUCACAGCCUGUGUGCUGAUUACCAGCACCGCUGGACACGUGUCAUAGCGGCCUUGUUGGUUGUUCCAGCUAGUUUGGCAAUAUCCGGUCUGUCAGCCGCCAAUAUCUCUUUCUAUGUCGCAACAGGAGCCGAGAUUCACUGGAAACAAGCGCACAACUUCCACGGCGACAAGCCUGGCGUCAAAACGCUGCUCACCGGCUUAACGGGUUUCAUCAUCGUCGAGAUUGCCUUUGUUGCCGCAUCCUGGUUUUCAACCCCGCAUGUAUGCAAUUGGAUCAAGGGAAUUGUGUCAAUUUUUAGGGGUGUUCUGCCAUCCGCCUGUCGUGGGAAACGAACUUCCCCGAUCUUGAAAAGCUAUGAGCGAGUCCCGCCCGAGGAAUGGGAUGAUGAUCGAAGAAAUACCGAGUUGAACUCGGGAGCGCAGGGAAUGGAAACAACUCUGGCAAAUGUAUCAAAAGAAUCUCGUCGUUCUCGUUGGCUGCGGGUCUUUGUUUUUACAUUCACGGGCCUUGCGGUUAUUUUGCGCUGCAUUCGCCCUUCAAGUGCUGCCUAUAACUUUUUAUCCGAGACUGUCAUUGUCACACCGUUCGAGAAGGAUCAGUCUCGCGCUUCAUCACCGUUCGAUCUACUUGAGUUGACAGGUGAUUACAGUUGGUUGGGAAACCACACAGCCCUCGCAGCACCGCCCACAUUUGACUGGCUGCCACAAGAUAAACUGGCCGGGUUCAGUGACUGGUAUGAAAAUGCCAAUCACACUGCGCGCAUACAUUAUAAUCCAGCACAUGAUCCACUUCAUAUCUCCAACCUGGAAAAUGAAGUCCUCGAGUCUCUCCGCGAGCCGCUUCAGAGCGGCAAUGUCAAUAUCAGGCACGUGUUACUUCUCAAGCUGGAAAGCACUCGUGCAGAUGUCUUCCCACUUCGCAAGGAGUCCUAUCUUGGGGACAUGAUUCGCGAAACAUUCAAGAAUGGCCACCUCCCUGGUGAGAUUGAAGAAAGACUGGCCAAUCUAACACCCACCGCAGAGAGACUUACAGCCACUUCUUCCGGGUUCAAUGGAAACAAUGAUGUAGCUAACCCCUACGGGGGAUUUCAUGCUACCGAUGCUUAUACGGGCGGUACCUAUACCCUGAAGAGUAUCGUGGCGACUGUGUGUGGUAUCGCUCCCUUGGUUGCGGAUUUCAAUCGCGAAUACCUGCACCACAUUUACCAACCAUGCAUGCCGCAUAUCCUUGAGGCACUCAACUCUCAGGCCAACAAGACCAAGACGGAGGAUUAUACCUCUUGGCCAUGGCGGUCCACAUGGAUGCAGUCCGUCACUGAAGACUACGACAACCAAAAUCUUCUCACACCCGCGUUGGGCUUUAAGCACAAAGUAACCGACAUCAACAUUUCUGAGGAUCAUGCGAAGCAGGGUGGCCCUCAACUGGAGAAGUUCAAUUUCUGGGGAUACCCCGAAACAGAGCUUGCGGAUUAUUACCGCAAGGCAAUCAACUCAGCAGAGAAGCGGAAGGAACGACUAUUCAUCUCGCACUUGACUAGCAUUACCCAUCAUCCUUGGGAUACACCGAACCACAAGCACGAGGAAAUGAUCAGUCACAGCUGGGUGGGAAAGACGAACAAGGUAAAUCACUACCUGAAUACGCUUGGCGUUGCAGACAAAUGGCUCGCCGAGUUGUUGAACAUCCUGGAGGAAACUGGUGCUGCCAACGAGACCCUGGUCGUGAUGGUGGGAGACCAUGGAGUUUCACUCCCCGAGAACGGCGGCGUCACCCCGUAUCUCAACCCUCAUACCGCCAGCUUCCACGUCCCUCUAGUCUUUGCCCACCCCCAACUGCCACCCGUCGAGAUCAACUCUCGAGUAGCCUCCAUACAAAUCGUUCCCACAAUUCUUGAUAUUCUAUCAGAAUCGGGAUCCCUCGACAAACAAGCCAAAUCUGCUAUCAAAGAUCUUCUCCCCAUGUACGAAGGUCAAUCAGUGAUCCGACCCACAAUCGCAGAGAAAGAUGGAAAGCAAGACUGGCAGUUCUCAGUCAUGAACACUGGAGGAACAUGGCUUGCCUUGCGAUCCGCUGCAAAGCCUUACCGUCUCAUCAUCCCCGUCAUCCCUGACCUCGAGUGGCGGUUCUCGAAUGUAGAGACCGACCCGCAUGAACUUGAAGCAUUGCAGGAUUUCAAUCUUGAGAAUUUGAUGAAUAUGGUCCUGCCUGAACACGGAGAAGAUGCUGUACAGUGGGUUAAGGACGCGGCCCACGUGGCGAAGUGGUGGGUUAAGGAAAACUGGCGGCGCUAUAAAUAUCUGCCGUGA
This is a messenger RNA of Penicillium egyptiacum, 2631 nucleotides long. NCBI's taxonomy places the organism in Eukaryota, Fungi, Ascomycota, Eurotiomycetes, Eurotiales, Aspergillaceae. The record is from the annotation of a GenBank genome assembly.